Molecule: messenger RNA, 1654 nt
Organism: Tachysurus vachellii
Lineage: Eukaryota; Metazoa; Chordata; Actinopteri; Siluriformes; Bagridae
Exons: 2
Coding region: 197-1462 (421 amino acids)
Source: RefSeq, a predicted model, not a curated record
AGCUACACAAGAACCAAUCAAAUUCCUUGUCUUCACACAGACUGUUUGUGUUCUUUUAAAUCAUUCAAUGCUCUAAAAGUGCAUUUAACAAGAAAUCACUCUGAAAAUGCAAAACAAACAAGUGGAUCAGAACCACCACCUUUGAUAUUUCAUUGUCCUCUCUGUGAAUUUAAAGAACCCUGCACAGAAUCCUUUUAUGUGCCAUUUGCGUCAACAUCUGAAAAAUAAUGAAAUGGUUCAGUGCCCAUACAAAGACUGCAAUUUUGAAAGCAGAAUUUAUUCCACAUUUAAUGCUCAUAAAAGUAAGCAACACCAGUUUGCCACUCAGAGGAACUUCAAGCCCAACAUUUCAGUGGAGUUGCAAAUUGUUGCUGCCGAUUUACAGCAAGAUGUUACACAAAGUACAUCUUGCUAUGAUUCAGUUGAUUCUACAGAGUUUGACCAGGAUGAAUAUGAAGAAGGUGACCCAAAUCAAAGUCUGGAUGAUUUACAGAGACAACUUAAGCAUAAUUUAGGAUUGCUUUUCCUUAAGAUGCAAACCAUUUUGCAUAUAUCUGAUGCAGCAGUACAAGAAGUAAUACAACAAAUUACUCAGUUUUUUCUUCUGUCAAGGCCCCUUUUGAGUAAUGGCAUUCAGCAGAUUUUAAACCAACAUGAAAUCACUUAUAGUGAUAAUGUUUUGAAAGACAUUGUGAAAGUUGUCACAGAGAAUAAUCUGAUCUUAAAAAUGACUGAGUCUGGUGAGCCUCUAUCUACCAUCAGUAAAAGAGCAUCAUACUUUGAGAGAGAAUUUCCAAUAGUUAUGCCAAUAGAAUACAAACUUGACAAAGAAUCACAGUCUUUUGCUUAUGUGCCAGUCUUGAACAUGUUACAGCUGCUUUUAAACAGAUCAGAGGUCCUUGAUAAAGUUCUUGCUCCCGAUGGCAGUGCAUGUGGAAUUAGCUCUUACAGAGAUGGCACUAACUACUCUGAGAAUCCUUUUCUGAUGGCAGAAAAAUUUAGGAUUUUACUUACCCUCUACACUGAUGAAUUUGAGAUUGCCAAUCCUCUUGGCACUUCAAAAAAGAAACACAAGAUGUUCAGUGUUUACUGGGUCCUUGCCAAUCUUCCCUCUAAGUAUCGGUCUUCUCUUCAUGCAAUUCAGUUGGCAAUCUUAUGCAAAGCUAGUGCAGUGAAACAGUAUGGAUAUGAAAAAGUUCUACAACCUCUUGUUCAAGACCUGAAAACAUUAGAGAAACAUGGCAUCUUCAUAGAGCGGUUAGGAGAAUGUGUAUUGGGAACUGUUCUCUGUGUGUCUGCUGAUAACCUUGGUGCCCAUUCCUUGGCAGGAUUCCAAGAGAGUUUCAUUGUGGAACACCCCUGUCGCUUCUGUAUGGUGAAGAAGUGUGAAAUCCAACAAAGAGAGGUACGGACAGGAGCAUUUGAAUCCAGGACCAAGCUAAAUCACGACAGGUCCACAUGACAAUGGAGAUGAGAACUGUUUUAAGAGUUAUUGUGACUGACCAUGACAUUCACAAGGUCACGCUUCCUAGCAAACCACAAACCCUGGACUCCCUGAUUGAACAGCUUGGGCAGCAUCUUGAUCUUCCAUACACGUUCUCUCUUCAGUAUGAAGACGCUGAUUUUAACAAUGCACUUGUUAACCUUACUGACA